ACCUAAAAUUUUACCUGAAUUUAUAUGAAUUUUAAGUGAAAAGUGAGCUAAUUAAAAUAAAUAAUCUUAUUUUUCAUAAAUUAUUUAACUAAACUACUUAAGUGAUGUAAUAUCAGUACCACUAAUUGGAAUUACGAAUUAGUUUGUUUCUGUUUACCUAAGUAGGUAUUUUUCGAGCACCUGAGCGAUAAAUCUUGAAAUUUCGAAUAAUAAUUCUAUUUCAGAAACGAUAAGCUAAGUUUAAGUUAUAGCAACAGUUUUUAGACGUGACUAUAGUCUAAAUAUCUGUGUCCAUACAUAGCAGUAAAACAGUAAUGGCCACAACAAAAACUAAAAGUGAAUUAAAUGUUGAACAUAUACCAGCAAAAAAAAUGAAAGUGGAAGAAGAAAAACUGAAAAUGAGUAGGACAGUGGCUACGAUGUGUGGUGCAUGGAGACCUGAAGAAGAGUAUGGAGGUCUCAUAUUUGUAUUUAAAGAGCGUCAGGAAGCCUUAAGUCCUACUCCAAUGAAUGAGUGUGACUUUCCGGAGAACAUUGAAGACUUUUGGGAGGCAACUCUUGGCGAUGGCUGUGAAAUUCAGGGUGAAAAAGACAACGGCAAGAAUUGUAUAUUAUCCUGCGAGAAAAGGAAAGCUGAUGAUGGGGACAUUAACAAAGAUCUCAAAAAGGCAAAACUAGAGACAAAAGCAUUAAAGGCAAAAAGACCUGGUUUUACAGACGACAGAUACAAUGAAACAUCUUACUAUAUGGAAAAUGGACUCAGGAAAGUGUACCCAUAUUACUUCACAUUUACCACCUUCACAAAAGGCAGAUGGGUCGGCGAGAAAAUUCUCGAUGUCUUCGCGAGGGAAUUCAGGGCGCAUCCCGCGGCCGAAUACGAAAGGUGCAUCAGAGCUGGCACCCUCACGGUCAACUAUGAAAGAGUUGACCCCGAUUACAGACUCAAACACAACGAUCUACUCGCUAACGUUGUCCAUAGGCACGAAGUACCAGUGACGAGCCAACCCAUCAACCUCGUACAUAUCGACGAGGACAUAGUGGUUGUCAACAAACCAGCCUCUAUUCCCGUUCACCCUUGUGGCCGGUAUAGGCACAACACAGUGGUAUUUAUCCUCGCCAAGGAGUACAACUUGAAGAACUUGAGGACCAUUCACAGACUCGACAGGCUCACGUCAGGUCUCUUGCUAUUCGGCCGAAGUCCAAAGAAGGCAAGACAGAUGGAACAUCAGAUUAGGAAUCGGCAGGUGCUGAAGGAAUACGUAUGCAGGGUUGACGGUGAAUUUCUUGAGGAAGAAAUCGAAUGCACAGAACCAAUAGAAGUUGUAAGCUACAAGAUAGGUGUAUGCAAAGUAUCGCCAAAGGGCAAGGACUGUUCUACAACGUUUAAGAGGCUUGGUUUCAACCCUCGUACCAACACCAGUGUAGUGCUGUGCCGGCCUAAGACCGGAAGAAUGCAUCAGAUCAGAGUGCACCUUCAGUAUUUGGGUUACCCAGUAGUUAACGAUCCGUUAUACAAUCAUCCUGUAUUCGGACCGCUACGAGGCAAAGGCGGUGAUACGGGAGGCAAGUCUGAUGAGGAGUUAGUGAGAGAUCUGAUUGCCAUACACAAUGCUGAGAACUGGCUCGGCGUGGACGCUGCUGAUGAUGAUAUGCUCUUUUCUAAGCCUCCUACUGAUGAUAAAGUUGGCGAAGAUGAAUGUGAUACAGGAUCAGCGUCACGAGAGUCUUCACCAAGGUUGGAGUCGCCGGCUCCUGGGAUAACCCCAUCUACAGUCAUGACGCCGACUCUAGCCAGUCCGUCGAGUGCGUCAGAGGCGCCGAUUGAGGAGAUGUGCAACAUUGCACAUUCGCCAGUUCUAUGCAACGACGACUCUAGUGACGCUAAGUCGGACAAAGUAACUGUAGCGACACAGACGGGAUGCAGUACUCCCGGGGCGCCCCCUCAGGCCCCAAGUGGGUCAAACGGGUCUAGCCCGUCAGACGCGCUGACCGCUGAUCCCCAUUGCUACGAGUGCAGGGUGCGCUAUCGGGACCCACGUCCUAGGGACCUCAUUAUGUAUCUGCAUGCCUGGAAGUAUAAGGGGCCAGGUUGGGAAUACGAGACGGAACUUCCUCAAUGGGCUGACGUUGAAUGGGAGGAAGCGGAUAGUUCAUAGUUACAGCAAAUUGUACCAUUGGGGACGCUUCUUGCGGCUUUGCGGGUGUAAAGUGUUAUAUUUGCAUGGCAUUAAUCUUACAUUGUUAAUGGCAGCAAAGUUGAUCGUUGAUAACAUUGAUUGUUGAUUUUCAUAGAUCAUUAAUAUUUAAUACCAAUGAAUUUAUAUAUUUAUCGUUGAUUGGUAAAAAUGAUUAUUGUUGUGGUAUUGAAAAUAUGACAAUAAAAUAGAAGUAUUCUGGUCGUUUCUUUUCUUCUGAAAAUUAUAAUCUUGGAUUUCUUUUUCGAUUUUGUAAUGAAUAUUAAAAAGAUUUUGCCAUGUAAAUCAACUUUGUAGUCGCGGGUUGUGACCCUGGUGGAAAGAUGUAAAAUCAUCGUGGCUGUUAUAACUUAUCCAGAUAAGUUUUAUAAUUAAUCUAAGGUAGACGUAAGUUUUUUGAUGACAGUUGCAAUUAUGCAAAUUCUUUUGUGUGUAGAGUUUAUUUUAAAAUGACAACUUUAAUAAAAGUACCUACCUACAUUUUAUGGAGGGUAGACUUAAAAAAUAUUUCUUGAUCAAUUAAAAUUGAUUUUAGUGUUAGCUGGUUUUUUUAGUUCCUAUCGGCCUAUGUUUCAAGCUUUUGUAGAUAUUGUAAAAAUAUCAGUAAUUAAUCGCUUUAAUAUAGCAGGGUCUUAUAAAUAUCAUCUCAUAAUUAUUUCCCUGUAUUAUUUGGCAUAUUAUAAAAUUGUAAAUCUGGACCAGGUAAAUUUUCUUAAACGGUUAAAACUAGCGUUUAAAUAAAGAAUAGUAGUAUAUAGAGCCACGUUAGGGAAAAUGUCUUGACUAAACGUAACAGCGCAGUGAUAUCUGCGCUGUGAUUUUUAACUGUUAUUAAUCACUGUUAAAAUAGCAGGUUAUAUUUCAUAUGACUUUUCACUUGUCUUUAACCUUAGCGUGGCUCCUGACGUAGGCGAAUCAUUAAUGUAAUAUUAAAAUUUUGACGUUUUGGCUUCCAUAGUGUAGUUUGUAAAUAAAUUAUAAUUUCAUUUUCCGCAUAAUAUAUGCAUUUAUUUAAAAAAAUACCAAAGUAAGGAGUUUCUAAUCUCCAAAGAUUAAAAUGCCAGAUAGUCCAUAGAAGCAGCACAUUUAAAGACAUUAAGUUUUUUCAUAAGUUUGCGUGUUUUGUCGACGGCUUAAUGGAUUCUAAAGGACUAGAACGUUUGAGUCGUCGACUUUUAGAAAUAAGAAUAAGUUUAGUUUAGUUUUUUGGAUUGUUCGUAAACGUAGAUUCAUAUAACAUUAGCAAGUAUUAAAAUAAAAGACAAUUCUUACUGUAACUUUGAUAAAAAAAUAUUUUCACGAGCUUUCUAUAAAUUAAUUCUAUGGAAAUAUAUAUUUUUCGUACUUUUAGUGUAGACAUAGUGCUUUAUCGUACCUAUUGUUCUGUUAAAAUUCUCUAGUGCUUUGGAGUAAGCGUAUAUUCUGCGGAAGAAUACCCUACCUUAACCUAACUUUGAUUUCCUGUACCUGACAUGUGACAUAUUCAUAAUAAACACUAAUUUACAUCACACACGACACUGGCGAAGUACCUUGUGCCCAGUUGGCACAAAUAAAAGCCAUUAAAAAGAAAAAAUACAUCACUAACACAAGUAAAAAUAAAAGUAGACAUGAU
Molecule: messenger RNA, 3807 nt
Organism: Pieris napi
Lineage: Eukaryota; Metazoa; Arthropoda; Insecta; Lepidoptera; Pieridae
Product: RNA pseudouridylate synthase domain-containing protein 2-like
Exons: 14
Coding region: 315-2156 (613 amino acids)
Biological process (GO): pseudouridine synthesis
Molecular function (GO): pseudouridine synthase activity; RNA binding
Source: RefSeq, a predicted model, not a curated record